CUCCCGAGGGAGAGGAAGGGAAGACGGACCCCGGGGGGCCAGUGUCCAGCAGCCGGGACCCCUCAGCUCUGGGUCCAGGUGCGCGGCGAGCAUGGGACGCUCUCGGAAGAGCCUGGCCCUCGGGAUUCUCCUCACUGCUGCCAUUGGCUCAGGAAUCGUUGCCCUGAUCCUUGUCAUUGUGGAAGCCAGAGACGUGUACCUGCCCCCGGAGACCAAGUACGGGAUGGUGUUUGACGCCGGCUCCUCGCACACGUCUCUCUUCGUCUACCAGUGGCCGGCGGGCAAGGAGAACGACACGGGCAUCGUCAGCCAGGCCCUGGCCUGCGCCGUGGAAGGCCCUGGGAUUUCUUAUUACAGGGAAGAGCCCGCACGGGCCGGAGAGAGCCUGAGAGACUGCAUGCAAGAGGCCCUGGGGCUCAUCCCCGACCACCUCCACCGGGGGACCCCCACCUUUCUGGGGGCUACGGCGGGCAUGAGGCUGCUGAGCCAGCAGAACAGCUCCCAGGCAGACCAGCUGUUCGAGGAAAUCUCCAAGACACUGAGGCAGUUCCCGGUGGAUUUCCGGGGCGCCCAGCUCCUGACGGGGAACGAGGAGGGCUCCUUCGGCUGGAUCACCAUCAACUACCUGCUGGAGUCUCUGGUCAAGUAUUCCUUCGCAGGGAGGUGGAUGCUUCCGACGGCGGCGGAGCUAGUGGGGGCCCUCGAUCUGGGAGGGGCGUCGACGCAGAUCACCUUCCGGCCUCAGAGGCCCGGCGGGGACCCCGGCACCCAGGAGGACUUCCGCCUCUACGGGGACAACUAUACCGUCUACACUCACAGCUACCUCUGCUACGGGCGAGACCAGGCCUUGAAGAUGCUCCAGGCUCACCUGGUGCAGGCCAGUAGGUCCAGAAGGGUGGACCACCCGUGCUAUCCCAGUGGCUUCCAAGAGACCCUCCUCCUGGAAGGUCUCUACAACUCCUCCUGCACCAGACGCCCGGACCGCUAUAACCCCCGAAGCGAAAUCCUCCUCAGCGGAACGGGGGACCCCGAGGCCUGCUUCUCCGCCGUCCGAACCCUCUUCAAUUUCUCCUCCUGUGGGGGACGCGAGGACUGUGCCUUCAACGGCGUCUACCAGCCCGCGGUGUACGGCAAAUUCUACGCAUUUUCAGCUUUCUAUUACACCUUCAAUUUCCUGAAUCUGACCCAGGGCCAGUCCCUGAGCGUCACGAAUGCCACCAUCUGGGAAUUCUGCAAGAAGAGGUGGGACGAGUUGGAGACCAGUUACCCAGACCAGAAGAAACGGCUGCCUAAUUAUUGCCCCACGGCCGUCUACAUUCUAACCCUGCUGUUGGAUGGAUACAAGUUCACCGAUGAAUCCUGGUCCACCAUUAGCUUCAGAAAACAGGCCGCGGACGCCGACAUCGGCUGGAGCCUGGGCUACAUGCUGAACCUCACCAACAUGAUCCCCUCCGAAAAGCCAGCCUGGAGCCGGGCCCAAAACCGCGACGUCUGGAUCGCGGCCGUCUCCUUCCUCGUGUUGGCCGUCUCGCUGACCGUCGCGGCUCUCGCCGUUCAGUAUUUCUGCCGUCCCGCUUAGGCGGCGGACCGGACCCGUUCGGAACGGGGUGAGGACGGGCGGCCCUUUUGACUCGGCGAGGGCGAGUGUCACCAUCUCCCGUCGGUCCGGAUGAACCCCCGUUGAACUUGGGCGGAAGGAAGCCUCUGCGGGAGCGGGUGGACUCCAAAGUGCAGCCUGGGAAUUGGAUCGUUUUUCCUUUUCGGGGGUGGAGGGGAUUUUUCGGCCAAAAGGCCCUUGAGGGGAAUCGCUUUGGGGCGCAGAUGUUCCUGGCAAUGACGGUCUCUUUGGGAUCCGAUGGGGGGAGUUGGCAGGGACUCGACCGCACCGAGGGGAUGCCGCGACGCUGUGAGCUCAUUCGUUCGAUCCUAUUCAUUGAGCGCUUACUGUGUGCAGAGCACUGUACUAAGCACUUGGGAAGUACAGUUCAGCAAGUA
Ornithorhynchus anatinus (platypus) is the source of this 1995-nucleotide messenger RNA. Its product is annotated as ectonucleoside triphosphate diphosphohydrolase 8-like. Gene Ontology annotation, molecular function: GDP phosphatase activity; UDP phosphatase activity. Gene Ontology annotation, cellular component: plasma membrane. The transcript is spliced from 10 exons. The record is from RefSeq and is a predicted model, not a curated record. Bases 92 to 1579 code for a protein of 495 amino acids. Gene Ontology annotation, biological process: nucleoside diphosphate catabolic process. NCBI's taxonomy places the organism in Eukaryota, Metazoa, Chordata, Mammalia, Monotremata, Ornithorhynchidae.